GGCGCUAUUAAUUCGUCGAUAGUUCUCCCCCCUCUUCUUCCUCUUCGAUGUUUUGAAAACAUCGAUGACAUAGAUGUGAACUUCUCUAUAUAGAAAAGCGGCGGGAUCGCGCUUGAAAAUAAAAAGAGAAGGACCGGAGAAACCCUGGGCGCCGGUGGCCAAGCCAAUGCUAGGCGACACUAACGCAGGGAGCGACGACGACACGGCUUUCCGAUCGCCUGAACCGGAAGAUGGCACCGACUACGGCUUGGAGUUCACCACAAGCCGGCUCACCCUGAAUUCCAACCGCCGAUGCUCGACGCUGCACAAGGAGACCUCAGGUGGCCCUGGGUCGCGAGCAGCGGGAAGAACUUUCAGCGAUGAGGAGGAUCAGGAGAAUCGGACGCCAGCCAGCUCGCCGGGGACGCGCAGGAUGAGCGGUCAGCAGGAAAGGCGCCUGGCUCCCAGCCAGCCGUCCAGGACUCAGGCAGCGGCAAACGGAUCGAUUGGUGCCCAGAAUCAGACCAGGAGACGCAAGAUGGCCAAACCCUUGAGCAGAGCCAGAAGGAUGGAUGUAGAGAUCCUUCAUCUGCAGAAUCAUCCCGGCGUGCUGAUACCCAAGCUGCCGUUCUCGCGUCUGGUUCGCGAGUUUAUCAUCAAGUACAGCGACGGAUCACCGAUGAGGAUCACCGAAGGCGCCCUCACAGCCAUGCAGGUGUCCAGCGAACUGUAUCUGACGCAGCGUCUGGCCGACUCCUACAUGCUCACCAAACACCGCAAUCGCGUCACUCUGGAGGUGCGCGACAUGGCUUUGAUGGGCUUCCUCUGCGACGGGACCCAUUGUUAGUUCAAAGCGAUGUUUUGAAUACAAACAUUUCCUAAAAUUGAAGACUAACUUUAAGUAUAUUCCUUAAAAUGUCUUAAGUUUGUCUAUGUAGACCACCAUAUAAAUACAACUCCUUUUAGUUUUA
This is a messenger RNA of Drosophila biarmipes, 950 nucleotides long. RefSeq names its product histone H3-like centromeric protein cid. The record is from RefSeq and is a predicted model, not a curated record. Lineage: Eukaryota; Metazoa; Arthropoda; Insecta; Diptera; Drosophilidae. Gene Ontology annotation, molecular function: DNA binding; protein heterodimerization activity; structural constituent of chromatin. Bases 167 to 826 code for a protein of 219 amino acids. Gene Ontology annotation, cellular component: nucleosome. The transcript has 2 exons.